AGUGUUAGUGUUAGUGAUGUGGGACCCAGGAGCAGGACAGGUCAAAAGCCUGGUAACGACGACGACGUAUUGACGUUUUCGAAGCAGCGUGUGACGUUUUCCACCACCUGUCCCCGUGAAAAUGGAAACAACCAAUUUAAUUAUUAUUCAUAACAGUUCCUGCAUCUGCAUUCUGCACUGCACCAUCUCUUAUAACUUGAUUGUAUUAUUAUUAUUAUAGCUGAGCUAGGGAGGGAGGAAUGGCGUCCAGAGGCGUGCCCAAGAGACGCCACGCCAUGAGUAGGAAAAUGCUGAUCCUCUUCUCGGCUUCCCUCUCCUGCGUCGUCGUUUUGCUCCUCGCUUCUCUCUUCAGAUUCCACUCUCCCAAACCCCCAAUUCAAGUUUCUCGUUCACGCCUCUUCUUCGAUGGCCCUCCCAAGAUCGCUUUCCUCUUCCUCGUUCGCCGCAACCUCCCUCUCGAUUUCCUCUGGGACGCUUUCUUCCAGAACGCCCACGUUUCCAGAUUCUCGAUUUACGUUCACUCCGCGCCCGGGUUUGUGUUUCAUGAGUCAACCACCAAGUCCCACUUCUUCUACGGUCGACAAAUCACUAAUAGCAUUCAGGUUUUAUGGGGAGAGUCAAGUAUGAUUCAGGCUGAAAGAUUGUUACUGGCAGCAGCUUUAGAGGACCCUGCAAAUCAAAGAUUUGUUCUUCUCUCGGAUAGCUGUGUUCCUUUGUACAACUUUUCCUACGUGUACAAUUAUGUCAUGGUUUCUCCUAGGAGUUUCGUGGACAGUUUUCUUGAUGCAAAGGAGGGCCGCUACAACCCAAAAAUGUCCCCUAAGAUACCAAGGGAAAAAUGGCGUAAAGGGUCCCAGUGGAUCACCGUAGUUCGUAAGCAUGCAGAAGUGAUUGUAGAUGAUGAUGUUAUCUUUUCUGUCUUUAAGAAAUAUUGUAAGAGACGUCCACCAAUUGAUACUAGAAAGGGAAAGCUGAAUCUGAAACUUCAGAAGCAGCACAAUUGUAUUCCAGAUGAACACUAUGUGCAGACACUGCUUGCAAUGCAUGGCCUUGAAGGUGAACUUGAACGUAGAACAUUGACCUUUACCUUGUGGAACCAGUCUGCAACAAAAAUGGAGAAUAAAGGCUGGCAUCCAUUUACUUUCACCUAUUCAAAUGCUGGCCCUCAAAGGAUAAAGGAAAUAAAGGGCAUCAACCAUGUUUAUUAUGAAACUGAGUACCGGAUAGAAUGGUGUCGCAGAAAUUCCACAUCCGUUCCAUGCUUUUUGUUUGCUAGGAAAUUCUCUGAGGGAGCUGCAAUGCGCUUGCUGAGCGAGGAUGUUGUUAAUGAUCACCCUGCACUUUUAGCCACUCCCCCAUGACCAUGACCUCCGCUUCUCUUCAAAGAAGCUCUAUACUGAUUACUCACUGACCUACUUAGACAUACUUCAGAGUUCAGACAUCAAAUGGGAUUACUACAUGUUUCAAUCGGCAUACUCCAUGCAAACAGAUUUUGAUGGGAUUACUAUACAGCAUACUCCUCACAAACAGAUUUAGAAGACAAAUAUUGUGGCUGUGCUUAGUUAAUGGUAGGGUAAACUAGCUGCGGAAAGGAUGUUAUGAGCUGAUAGGACCAUUUUAUGUGGCUUAGUGAGAAGUCUUAUACAUCAUACACAAUUUUAAAACAAUAAUCACACACACGAAUUAGUAAGUUAUUAUAUAAAAAUAAUUUUUUUAGUAACUUCUGGAAAUUUUAUCUUUUUAGUAUCUCCUCGCCCCUCAAACUCCGAUAGAGGAAGGCCUUGCUAGCGACGUAAUGAUUAUCUUUUUUAUUAUAAUCUGAUGUCUCUAACCAAAUUAACUUAAUUUUAAUCUGAUUAGUUUGAUACUAGAAAAAAAAAAAAAAAA
Messenger RNA from Cajanus cajan (pigeon pea), 1887 nucleotides. RefSeq names its product glycosyltransferase BC10. The record is from RefSeq and is a predicted model, not a curated record. Gene Ontology annotation, cellular component: membrane. Gene Ontology annotation, molecular function: glycosyltransferase activity. NCBI's taxonomy places the organism in Eukaryota, Viridiplantae, Streptophyta, Magnoliopsida, Fabales, Fabaceae.